AUGGCCCCUUCCCGAUUAACCCAAGUUCCACAAGCGGUCCUCGACCUCAACGGCGACCUAGAAGAACUAGUCUACAUCAAGGCGAUAAUUGGAAUCUACGACCGAACAAUGCUGGAAAUCGUCAACUCGACAACAACACCCGCGCAGCUCAAUCUAGACCAUGGGUCCUGGCUGCAGGCCAAGUCGAAAGUAGCAUCUUUGCACCGGAGCAUCGUGGCGGAUUUCAAUCGGCUGCCGCGUCAUAUGAAACGCACAUUUGUGAGGGCUAAUCGCUUGACUCUGUCGGAGCAUGGGUUUCAACCAUCGGCUGACAACUUGGAGAUUACUCGUCCUGGUAGUAGAAGGGUUAUCAUUGUGCUUUAA
Molecule: messenger RNA, 363 nt
Organism: Penicillium expansum
Lineage: Eukaryota; Fungi; Ascomycota; Eurotiomycetes; Eurotiales; Aspergillaceae
Exons: 2
Coding region: 1-363 (120 amino acids)
Source: RefSeq, a predicted model, not a curated record